AUGGCGACAUCUUUGACAAGCCAGUUGCAAAAUCUGCGAACAUCAGCCGCUCGCCAUCUGACUAUCGAGAAACGACAUGUAUCGCUAUUGUUUGACAAGAAAGAAGCAGGAAAAAUAACAAAUGAAACUGCGCACAGAAUUGGUGAGGCAUUCGCGGUUUUCAAAGAAACAACAGCAAUUUUUAGGAGUUGCUGGUCUUGAGCAAAUGAAGAGACUUGAUCCGGUUUUCGAUACGGAAACGCAGAACGAACUGUUCUCGGAAGAAAGAAUAGAUUUUGUCAGGUACCGGCACAUAUCAAUCAGAUUAACACGGAAUGUUUUCAGGUCAAUGCUCGAUAAAAGCUCAAACGAUGAACUAAAUAGGCAAAUCGAAAAGCUUCUACUCGAGCUCUCUCCCUAUCUGCAACAUUUUGCCUGCCAGCAAGUGCUCGAGUAUCUCAUCCACACCUAUCAAGUUUACUCGUUCAAUGCGGAAACUCUCCUUCUCACUUUCCUCCCCUUCCACGAGACCAAAGUUUACUCUCGUUUGUUGCGGAUUUUGGAUUUCGACUGGUCUCGUUCGAAAGAAUGGCAAUUUAUGCAGCAAUUCCUCAAGUCGGAGACCCCGAUUCCAUUCACUUCAAUCGCGAAGGCAACUCUCGCCAGCAAGCAUUCUAUCAUCACAUGCAUCACUGAUCAUAUCAAGAACGCUGUGGAAAUCGUUGGAGGCAACUAUUUGGAAGUGAAACACCCGAUCCUCUUCAAUUUCCACGCUAAACUACUGCUGAGUAUGUUCAACGAUCCGGAGAAGGUGGACGAGAUGAUGAUGGCGAAGAUGAUGCCGUUUGUCGAGCACGGUAUCAAGAGCCCUAUGAAAUCAUUCCGAUAUUCGGCUCUGGUUGUCAUUUCCCAGCUGGUUCUUACUGUAAAACUGAAAGAAGAAGUGCUGAACACGGUCUGCAAACUGCUGAUCACUAAAUUGCGUACGGAUACCGCUCCCACCACGCUCGCCACUCUCAUGGUUCUCUUCCAGCAACAGAACAUCGAAUCGCUUUCUAAGAAUACUCUCAAGAAGUUGCUUCGCCACGACGAAGACAUCGACGUGUGGAAGAUCAUUGGCGAUCUCACGGAACGCACUGAUACUACCAAAUUCUUCAAUGUUCUAUGGAAGGAACUGGUGGCAAUGAUUCGCAGUCAGGAUUCCGACGAGCAUUCACUGGCAAUUGAAGUUCUCGUGGAUACGACUGCUGAUGCGUCUCUGAUGACCACCGAGCAAGCUACGGUUCUCCUGAAGUUGAUCCUCGGAGAAGCCAUUUCUGGAAACAUUAUCGAAAAAAAGAAAAUGAAGACGAACAUAAGGGCGAUUGGAUUGCGAUUUGCCAAGCAGUUUGAUUCGGUUUAUGAGGAGUUAAAGCAGACGAAUAAGAAGGCCUUGAAGAAGGCGAUCAAAGAGUAUGAACUGGAAGAUGUUGUGCAAGUAACUAGUGAAGCCGUUUCUGCUCAGUUGGUUCAAGAUACCGAAGUCGAAAAGGCUUCGUCGGUUGAAGAACCUCUCGCAAAAACCGUCAAACUGACUAUAGCUGAGAAGGCCGAACUCUUGGCGAACAGUUCGGAGUACGCGAAGCGACAAGUCUUCUCUGGAGAUCCGAUCAAGGAAGCAACGAAAUGGCUGCACGAAGAGAAGUGGGACAAAGUGGAGUGGGCGCUGAAUGAAAUGGCACAACGAGGAGAGAAGUAUUUCACUCGCAAAGUGGAGGACGAAAUCGAACACUUCGUAGUUGAUAUUGUGAAAACAGUUGGAGUGAACAAAGUGAAGCAAGUGGACUCUGGAAGCGUCAAAGCUGCUCUCGCUACGGUAUGAAACUCGUUAUCCCAAUAACCCUUACAAAGUUUUUUCAGGCCAACUUGACUCCCGCUUUCGUCGCUGAUCUGCUCACCAAAUUUGACGGCGUCACUGAAAGUGCUCCAAAAAGAGCAAAAGGACCUCAGAAGCACAGUGUCGUGGAGAAGGCGUUCGGACACGACGAGUCUUGGGAGAACUUCAAUCUGCGCGUCGUUUUCGCUCUCGAUCUUCUGAAUGCACGUCAAAUGAUUCCGUCGAGUGAUAAAGUGCUCGCCGCUCUGUUUUCUCUUGUCAAACAGUAAGUUCACUACAGUUGACGCCACGUCUUAUUCUGAAUUAUUGUAGAGUCAACUCAAAGUCUGACGUGGAAAGUUCAUCGUAUCAACAGCAUUUGUCGGUGAACGCAAUUCGCAAGAUUCUCGAAAACCCGGGAAAAACUAAGAUUGGAUCUGCGGAAGUGGACAUGGACUGCGUGAUCGACACUAUGAGAUCAACUCACAACCAUCAUUUACUCCGUGAUUGCCUCCGAUUGAUCGUCGCCGCUGCGAGACACACUCCGAACUCUGUCGUCAAACACGUGAUGGCUGUGUUCACCUUCAUGGGCAAUGGAAUGCUCAGAAAAGACAACGAGCUGACUCUCUCGAUUGUUGAGCAAACUGUUGAAUCUCUCUUCUCUACGAUCAUCAAGAGCUCCGGCCAGGCUGUGCUCACAAAACAGCAGCAGACCGAAAAGCUCAUCGAGUUGGCUCGUCUGUUUGCAGCAAGUGCCGUUGAUAUCCCAGCUCACCGAAGAGCUCGCAUUGCACAGGCAAUCGCAAGAGCUGUCGGGGCGGAGAAUGCGUCUACUGUCGUGCUCGUUCUCGUCUCCAGUUUCUGCGCUCGUUGGCAAAGAUCGACGGAUGCUGCUGCUCAAGAGGCGGUGAAGAGAGGAUCUGAUCAGGAUGCUUACGACGAUCUGGCUAUCGAGUUACUCAGUGCGGUGAAUCCGUUUGAACAGGUCCGUUCACACACUGGAAAUAUUUGUUCUUAUUAAUUAUUUUCCAGCUGUCAAGUGUUCUCGAAAUGUGCGAGUACGUGCUUCGUCUUGGUGGGGACAAGCCACCAGCUUCUUCCAAGAAUACUGCCAUCAGAAAGGAUGUGGACACCCUCAUCUUCGACCGCACAGCCCAUACACUGCCGCGCACUCGUCACUUCCGUUACGUCGUCGUCACUGUCAUCUCCAGAAUAUUUGCCAAUCGAGUUCUCAUUGAACGUUUGGCAGCAUACGAAGAUGACGAUCUUCUGAAGAAUGCAUUGCCGUUGGGCAAACGACUCAUCGAGUGCUCCGUUGAAUUGGAUGAAUUUGCCAACAAGGAAGCCAAUGGUCAGGAUGGAUCGGACCCGCAAGCACAGAGAUAUUGGAUCGCUUUCGCUUCGAGAACCGAAGUGGUUAGUGAGAAGCUGAGACAUUUGUUGCCGGGAGGAGUGGCUGCUCGUCUCAUCGCCGACGUGCUGCAGGAAUGUGUGAAUGACAAGAAGAUGUCGUACAAGAUGUGUGAGAAGAUUCUCCAACUGGCCAACAUCAAACUGGGCCACGACGGCUAUUUGUUCGUCGACAGUGGAAUCAACGAAAAGGAGCUCAUUACUCUUGCUCAGGCACUGAACAAGUUUAUAGUUGCGGAGACGAAGAGCGAGGAAAAGAUGCGAAUGUGUCAGAAUGCAGCAUUCACUCUCAAGUUGAUUGCCAAGAAUCUGCCGACGCAAUCCGAAUCGACCGUUCUCGCAGAUACUAUGCAGAGAUGCGUGACAAUUGUAUCUCAGUACCAGAAACUGGACGAGAACCUGACCGGAAACGUGCUCCUUCUCGCAGGAGAACUCAUUCGUUCCCACAACAUGAGAUCGACGAUUCAUCAUGCCAUCAGCCUUCUCAAGACCUGCCUCGCUACUGUCCAUGAUUGCAUGAUUCGCUUCUCCAAGUCUCAGUUCGAUUCGAAUGUUUCGCCUGGAUCGUCUGUGGCCGGAGGCCGUGGAAACAGAGGGCAACGCAUCAGACAACAGUCUUUGGGACACAAGUUUGGAAGUGACACUCUCCUGGUGAGUACUCCACUUAUCCUUUUUCUGUUAUAUCAAUUUCUCUUGCAGAUUUGUUCGUUGACAUGUAUCCAACGCGUGUACGAUCAGUUCGCGUCGUUCGUCGUGGAAUCAACGGGAGAAGUUAUCAUCCGAUACUGCCGCCUCAUUUCCCGAUUCGGAGAUCCAUCCGAGCUGCUUUCCCUCAAUCAACCGUCUUCGAGCACUGCAUUCCAGUACGCAGGAGGCUCGCAAACCAGCGGAUUCGGAAGUAAAUCAGGCAUCCAUCACCGACUCUCGCUCAUUCGUCGUGCUCUUUUCACCGUGGAACUCCGAGUUCUUCCAGCUCAUAUUAUCAAGGCUGUUGGCGAAAUGAAAUCUGAAAAGGUUUUCAGUCGUUUUCUCCGUAUUCUGACUCUAUGAUUUCAUUGCAGAAGGCGCUGUGUGCACUGUUCAAUUUGCUCUCCGGGUACGUUGAAACACAGCAUAAGCAGAAGCCAGAAGCUCUUCGCAAGGCUGUUAUUCAGCUCAGAAGAACGUUUGUCAACGAUAUUGUCACGCCAUCUCUGGAAUUCCGAAGCCAGCAGAGACACGCCGAAGUACGUCAACUGAAUCAUUUUCUUCAAUUUUUGUCCGAUUUCAGCAGUUCGAAAACGUUGAGAAACUCGAGAGCAGUGUGUUCCACUUCAUCGUCUCCAUUGCGAGCAUUCUCAGUGAAGUGGAAUUCCGUACGGUCGUCAAUGAGCUCGUCGCCUGGGCAGAACCGGGUCUCGAAGCAAAGGCCGAUCUAUCUGUCAGACUUCGCCUUGUUUCCCUUCUUCACUUUGCGAACAGUCUUUACGAUGCUUUCAACUCUCUUGCUCUCCCGUAUUUUGGACGUAUUCUCGAAAUUGCUGUGCUUGUUCUGAAGAGGUGCAACGCCACUUUGAUCGGAACCGACGAGCUUCUCCUCUCUGGAAAAAGAGGGUCAAUUGAAGCACUUGAGACCAGUCUGGCACUCACUUUGGCCAUCGAUGUGAUUUCCAACGCAGCCAGACAUCGUGACUUCUUCACUGUGUAUGUUCUACAAGACUUUUCAAACAAGCCCCGCUGCGGGGGCCGAGCUCACGCUCGGAAGCGGCUUCGCAGCGUGUUUGUUUCUGAUAACCAUUCGAAAGUUAGCGUGUUCAUUUCUCAAUUUUUCCGUUACAGCUAUUUUAGUUUCAGAAAUGAACGUGGGGACUAAAAAACUGAGAAAUGAACAGAGGGACAACCCCCAAGAGUUAUAUUAAUAAUAAUGACCUGUAUUCCGUACUUCUACUGAUUUUUUUCUUUUUCAGUGAUCGUUGUCAGUUGGUAACGGACGUCGUCGUCGACGAGCUCGUGAAUACAAAGGUGGAAGGACAUGAAAAACGUUGCUCCGAUCAUCUGGUUGCUGCAAUUUAUCGGAUCGGAAACGCUGAUCCGGACAACUUCCCGGAGAUGCUCAACAAGAUUAUGCUGAAGACGAGAGACUCGAGAGCCAAGAUCCGUUAUCGUGUUCUCAUUGUGCUCGAGUUGCUAAUCGAGAAGAUUGGCGACGGAGUGCAACCGCAUCUCUCCAUUCUUCUGCCGUUCCUCAAUGAGCUCAUUGAAGGUAAGAUGAACUAUUAAGAAACGUCUAAACAAUACUGACAUUUAUUUCAGAUGAAAACAAGCAAGUGGAAGCGCAGUGCCAAAAAGUCAUCAGUGCUCUUCAGCACAAGUUCGGAGAGACCUUCUGGAGCGGAUCUUCCUCAUAA
Molecule: messenger RNA, 5631 nt
Organism: Caenorhabditis sp. 36 PRJEB53466
Lineage: Eukaryota; Metazoa; Nematoda; Chromadorea; Rhabditida; Rhabditidae
Source: the annotation of a GenBank genome assembly